GAGGACACUCCUACAGAGAUCAGCACAGGACACACCAUCAAGAAAUCCUUAAAGAAUCAUCUUGCUUCAUCACUAGAUUAUAAAUUUGAAGAUGAGGAUUGUGUAUGGGAAGAGACCACGUCCUCGCCUAUGGAUGGUGGACUUCACAGCAUGGAUAGACCAUCAAACCCCUCUGACUUUGAGCAACCUCGUACUGCGAGGGAUGGGGCCGGAAUUCAGGGGGGAAAUAUAUUUUCCUGUUCUGAAUGCGGGGAAAGCUUUGGCUCUGAAUUAAGUCUUUCUCUACAUCAGAGAUUCCACAGUGGGGAGAACCUUCAUUCCUGUCCCAAUUGCGGGAAAUUUUUUCUUCAUAAAUCUGCACUGCUCAGGCAUGAGGGAUCUCACAAGGGCGAGAAGCCGCAUUCCUGUGCCGAGUGCGGGAAGUGUUUUUCCCGGAAGUCCAAUCUUUCUGCGCAUCAGAGGCUGCACACGCGUGAGGAGCUACAUUCCUGUCCGGAGUGCGGGAAAUGUUUUCCACAGAAGUCCAUCCUGGCUGCGCAUCAGAGAUUGCACACGGGUGAAGCUCUACAUUCCUGUAUUGAGUGUGGGAAAGGUUUUCUUCAUAAAUCGCAGCUGGUCACACACUGGAUGACCCACACGGGGGAAAAGCCGUAUUCCUGCUCUGAGUGCCGGAAAGGUUUUUCGCGGAAGUCCAAUUACUCUGCACAUCAGAGAUGCCACACGAAGGAGAGGCCGUUUUCUUGCUCUGAGUGUGAUAAGUGUUUUGUAUAUAAAAUCGAUCUCACUAUACAUCAGAGGUCCCACACGGGGGAGAAGCCGUAUUCCUGUCCCGACUGCGGGAAAUGUUUCUUGCGUAAAGCCAAUCUUGCCGUGCAUCUGAAGUACCACAGAGGCGAAAAGCCGCAUUCCUGCUCGGAGUGCGGGAAAAGCUUUCUUUGGAAAGCAGAUCUUGAAAGACAUAUGAGAAUCCACACGGGGGAGAAGCCGUAUUCCUGUCAUGAGUGCGGCAAAUGUUUUACACAGAAGACCCAUCUUUUUAAUCAUUACAAAUCCCACGUAACCCUUAAGGCGAAGUUAGUGCCUCAAGUGCAGGAAAUGUCUUCUAUAUGAAUCACAUGUUGCCGUACAUCAGAGAUCUCACACUGGGAAGAAGCUCACCUUGAUAUACAUCUCAGAAAACACGUGGCUGAGCGCUCCUCUGAUCUUUAUCGUGGAACCUCAGAUUACGAACAUAAUCCGUUCCACGAGAAUGCUUGUAAUCCAAAGUAUUCACAUAUCAAAGCGAGU
Molecule: messenger RNA, 1287 nt
Organism: Rana temporaria (common frog)
Lineage: Eukaryota; Metazoa; Chordata; Amphibia; Anura; Ranidae
Product: gastrula zinc finger protein XlCGF17.1-like
Exons: 2
Coding region: 130-1110 (326 amino acids)
Biological process (GO): regulation of transcription by RNA polymerase II
Molecular function (GO): DNA-binding transcription factor activity, RNA polymerase II-specific; RNA polymerase II cis-regulatory region sequence-specific DNA binding
Source: RefSeq, a predicted model, not a curated record